ACGGCUUACGGCUGCUUGCGUAGCUAGCACACAUGCUAACUCAAUGUUAGAAUAGGAUGGCGGUUGGAUCAUCAACUAACGUUUAUCGUAGUUUUUAAAAGCUGGCAUUCGAUGUAACUUAUUUUUGUACCAGUUAAAUAGCUGUCACGUUAUAUGCUACCUCAUUGCAUCAGUAUUGAACGACAGACAGUCUUAUCUGUUAAUAGGACGUUAAAUGCUAUUUAAUACUGUCCACACUUCAUCUGAUGUAUUGCUCUAUUAGGCUUUAGUCCCACGUUUUUUGAUACUGAAAUGAUUGUACCGUUUAAGAAAACUAAAGUUAGAGAAACAUUUACUUGUUUUGCCAGUUGUCCAAACUUGCUGACUUAUCUUAGGCACUGUUGCUUUAUGCUGGUGCAGUCAGCUCAACUGAUCCGCCUCAUCGUCUCCCAUCGCCUGCGUCCUCUCUGCACCUGUUCUGGCAGAUAUACUUCUCGGUGGAAGCUGCGCAGUGCUGCAGCUGCAGUCAUCAACAGGGGACUGAGAUCCAUGGAGCCCCUAAAAGCUGCUCAGACCUCAGAGACUCCUUCCACCAGCCUUCCACUUAAAUGCACAGAGUCUCCAACAAAAGACGCCAGCCCAGCACCUACAGACACCGCAUCUGACAAAGAGGGCACAGCUCCUGCAGGUCUGUUGCCAGGGGAGACGGUGGUCAAGGAGGGCAAGGCAGCCAUCUUGUUUCCCAGUGCCAAUGAGGUCUUUUACAAUCCAGUCCAGGAGUUUAAUCGAGAUUUAACAUGUGCUGUGAUCACAGAGUUUGCCAGAGAUCUGCUGGCUCAGCGCGGAGUGAAGGUGUUGGUUCCUGGGGAGACGGAGAGGGUGGUGGUCUCUCUGUCACAAGAGACGAAUGAGGCCGAUGUGCAGAUGGAGGAGAAAAAUGGAACAGUGGAGCCAAGUGUAACUGCAGCGGUGGGGGAGAAAUGUGAGCGUGGUCUUCGCGUCCUCGAGGGCCUCGCAGCCUCUGGUCUGCGCUCGGUGCGCUUUGCUCUGGAAGUUCCAGGUCUGCAGAGCGUCACUGCCAACGACUUCUCCACCAAAGCGGCUGCGCUCAUUGCCAGGAAUGCGCAGUACAACGGAGUCAGCCACCUCCUCCAGGCCAGCUGCAGGGACGCUAGUAUGUUGAUGUAUGAGAAGCGGGGGAAGAACGAGCGCUACGACGUAAUCGAUCUGGACCCGUACGGCAGCCCAGCCUCCUUCCUGGAUGCUGCUGUGCAGGCCGUCGGUGAAGGAGGCCUGUUGUGUAUAACGUGCACAGACAUGGCGGUGAUGGCAGGAAACAGUGGAGAGACCUGCUACAGCAAAUACGGUUCCAUCUCCAUUAAAUCCAGAUACUGUCAUGAGAUGGCUCUGCGUAUCAUCCUCCACAGUUUGGACCAGCGGGCGGCUGUUUACCAGCGAUACAUCCAGCCGCUGCUGUCUGUCAGUGUCGACUUCUACAUCAGGGUCUUUGUGCGCGUGUUCACAGGACAAGCUACGGUGAAGAACUCAGCCAGUAAACAGGCUCUGAUCUACAACUGUGUCGGUUGCGGGUCGUUCCAAUUACAAAGAAUGGGCAGAAGAACAAGCAACGGGAAACAUAUGAAAUAUUCUGCCGCCACUGGACCACCUGUCGGCCCAGAGUGUGAGCACUGUGGACAGAGGCAUCAGCUCGGGGGUCCAAUCUGGGCAGAACCCAUUCACGACUUGGCAUUUGUCCAGAGGGUUUUAUCCGCCGUGUCCGGAAACCCAGCCCGAUUAGGAACCUCCAAGCGCAUCGAGGGCGUGCUGAGCAUGGUGACAGAGGAGCUGGAGGACGUGCCCCUUUAUUACACGGUGGACAGUCUGAGCAGCACCAUACACUGCAACACGCCGCCGCUGCUCCAGUUCAGAUCCGCUCUCCUUCAUGCUGGUUACAGAGUUUCCCUCUCGCACGCCUGUAAGAACGCCAUCAAGACAGACGCUCCUCCUGCAGCCAUCUGGGAUCUCAUGCGGUGCUGGGAGAAGGCCAAUCCUGUGAAGAGGGAGAAGCUGUCUCAGACCAGCCCCGCCUUCAGAAUCCUCUCUACUGAGCCCAGCUUUGAGGCCUGUUUCACUGUGAGGGAGGACGCCAACCCUCAGUCCCGGAAACGUCACCUGACCAGGUUCCAGGAGAACCCGCAGGCCUUCUGGGGGCCCAAAGCUCGUGCCAAAGCUGGUGGUGGAAUCUCUACUGACCUGCAGGACAAGAGGAAGAAGUUCCAGAACAAGAGAAAGAACCAGACCACAGACUCGGCUCAGCUAAAGAGUUUCCCCUGCAAGAGGUUCAAACAGGGAACAUGCACACAUGGUGAAACAUGCUGCUACUCCCACAGCCCUGAGCAGACAAGUGAAGAGAAAACGAACUAAUUCCACCUUAUCUUCAAAUAGGUUUUUUGUUUUUAAUAAUUUUAUUUUGGAAUUUGAAUGUGCAGCUUGGGCAAAGUAAGAAUGAUUGUGAUUAGUCUGAAGCCUGGGACAACACUGAAAUGUUAAUAUGUAGAACAUAUUCAGAUUUAAAGCUCAGGCUUUUGUAUUUAAUUUUGACUGUUAAACAUGCAGCGUAUGGUGUGAGAAUAAAGUCCUCAGUGACUUUCA
This is a messenger RNA of Betta splendens (Siamese fighting fish), 2631 nucleotides long. RefSeq names its product tRNA methyltransferase 1 (gene trmt1). The transcript has 16 exons. Gene Ontology annotation, molecular function: RNA binding; metal ion binding. Gene Ontology annotation, cellular component: nucleus. The coding region runs from base 292 to 2403 and encodes 703 amino acids. Lineage: Eukaryota; Metazoa; Chordata; Actinopteri; Anabantiformes; Osphronemidae. Gene Ontology annotation, biological process: tRNA N2-guanine methylation. The record is from RefSeq and is a predicted model, not a curated record.